Messenger RNA from Juglans microcarpa x Juglans regia, 963 nucleotides. Its product is annotated as thioredoxin-like. Bases 87 to 683 code for a protein of 198 amino acids. Lineage: Eukaryota; Viridiplantae; Streptophyta; Magnoliopsida; Fagales; Juglandaceae. The record is from RefSeq and is a predicted model, not a curated record. Gene Ontology annotation, molecular function: oxidoreductase activity, acting on a sulfur group of donors, disulfide as acceptor; protein-disulfide reductase activity. The transcript has 2 exons. Gene Ontology annotation, cellular component: cytoplasm.
UGCUCACAUCCGACUUUCAAUCUCUCAAUCUCUCCAUUCCUUCCGGUCUAUAUCCAUUAUAUGUAUACGUAUAUUAUUGUCUCAAUAUGACCAGCCCCAGUGUCAGAUUUCCGAUGGCGACGUUACCCGAACCCAUUGCUCUCUGUUCUCAUUCCAUCAUUUUCAGACCGUCACUCCCAAAGGCGAUUACUUUAUAUCCGUCACUUGCCCUGUCCGGCAGCCUGAGACCUGGGCCCUUGCCUGGAGUAUCUGGCCUCAGGAUCCAAUUCCCUUCGAACCCAUCUGUUUCUUCGUUGAGCUCCAGAAACCGGAGGGUUCUUCGCCCAAGUGGUCGCAUUUUUUGUGAAGUUCAGGAAACCUCUCUUGAUAUUCCUACUGUGACCGAUGCUACGUGGCAAUCACUUGUUCUCAGGGCUGAAGGGCCUGUUCUGGUUGAGUUUUGGGCUCCAUGGUGUGGGCCCUGCCGUAUGAUCCAUCCAGUAAUUGGUGAACUAUCAAUGCAAUAUGCUGGGAAGCUCAAAUGCUUCAAACUCAAUACUGAUGAUAGUCCUUCAAUCGCAACCCAAUUCGGAAUUCGAAGCAUCCCAACAAUCAUGAUUUUCAUCAAUGGUGAGAAGAAGGAUGCCGUGAUUGGUGCUGUGCCCAAAACCACACUAACUGCCAGCAUCGAGAAGUUCUUGUAGGACGCGGGUUUGAGAAGUGUUUCUUGAUUUUUCUGCAUUAUUCUUUUGAAAGUCUUUAAUGCUGUGUUGAAUAUCUGUCAUCUUUUUGUAUAAUUCUGGAAGCUUCAUGUACCAGGUUUUCUUUUGACGAUGAAUAUUUCUCUUUUGCAAGGGAAACAUCUCAACUUGUUCAAUAAUAUAAAUGAUUGGUUUUGCUGAAAAAUCUUCUCCCCGCUAGUGUCAGUUUUGUCAACGUAUGGUUUGAAAAUUGGAGUUCAAACAUUAGAAACUGUUUGGUUCU